This is a messenger RNA of Penicillium vulpinum, 1059 nucleotides long. RefSeq names its product Tetrapyrrole biosynthesis hydroxymethylbilane synthase. Bases 1 to 1059 code for a protein of 352 amino acids. Gene Ontology annotation, biological process: heme biosynthetic process. Gene Ontology annotation, molecular function: hydroxymethylbilane synthase activity. Lineage: Eukaryota; Fungi; Ascomycota; Eurotiomycetes; Eurotiales; Aspergillaceae. The transcript is spliced from 2 exons. Gene Ontology annotation, cellular component: cytoplasm. The record is from RefSeq and is a predicted model, not a curated record.
AUGAGUCUCAACGUGGAUAUGCCGCAGCAUAAAAUAGAAAACAUGUCAUCUCAUACUUCUUCUAAAAUUGUCAUUGGUUGUCGGAAAUCGGAGCUUGCACUCACCCAAACUCGGUCUAUUAUAUCCGCACUGAACCAGACACUCGACCCCUCCCCGACAUUUGAAAUCGCCACAAGCAGUGUCGUUGGCGAUGCAGAUAAGCAAACGCCCUUUAUACUCCUCUCCAAGCAAACGGGCGGAUCGGAUAUUGGCAAAAGCCUCUGGACAAAUGGGCUUGAAACGGACUUGCUUGCUGGCAAAGUCCAAUUUCUCAUUCAUUGUUUAAAAGACAUGCCCACAACGCUGCCGCCGAAAUGUCUUCUUGCAGCUAUCCCUGAGCGCGAGGACUGUUCUGAUGCAGUCGUAAUGAAGUCCGACUCGGGUUUUAAAUCCAUCGACCAAUUACCACCUGGCUCUGUAGUUGGAACGAGCUCUUCAAGGAGAAGAGCUCUCGUUCGGAGGAACUGGCCUCAUUUGGAGGUGGUAGAAUGUCGCGGAAAUUUGGAUACUCGCCUUGCUAAACUUGACGCACCCGCUUCGCCGUUUUCAUGCAUUCUCUUAGCAACCGCGGGAUUAUUGCGCCUAGGACUCGGCCAUCGGAUAACGCAACGACUGGAACCUACCAUCUUCCCUUAUGCAGUUGGACAAGGCGCACUCGGUAUCGAGGUUAGCACAGACAUAGACCGUCAAGGCAUCGUGCAGCUUGUUCAACAUGUCGACCAUAAGCCAUCGAGAUGGCGCGGAAUGGCAGAGAGGGCGAUGCUUCGAAGUCUUCAAGGAGGAUGUUCGUCCUCAGUUGGUGUUUGGUCUUCUUUUGAGCCAGACACACAACAACAAGGCUCUGGUAGCGGCACCCUUCGCUUGCGAGCUACGGUUAUCCACAUAGAAGGAUUGUCGGAGCUCUCUUCUGAGGAUGUGGGUACUGUCCAGUGCGAUGAGGAGGCAGAGCAACUUGGUGUCUCAGUCGCGAAUAUGCUGCUUGAGAAGGGGGUGCGGGAUCUAUUGCCAGAACACUUAUAA